This is a messenger RNA of Mucor velutinosus, 1410 nucleotides long. RefSeq lists its product as uncharacterized. Gene Ontology annotation, cellular component: cytosol; mitochondrion. The coding region runs from base 1 to 1410 and encodes 469 amino acids. Gene Ontology annotation, biological process: glucose metabolic process; glucose 6-phosphate metabolic process; glycolytic process. NCBI's taxonomy places the organism in Eukaryota, Fungi, Mucoromycota, Mucoromycetes, Mucorales, Mucoraceae. The transcript is spliced from 4 exons. The record is from RefSeq and is a predicted model, not a curated record. Gene Ontology annotation, molecular function: ATP binding; D-glucose binding; glucokinase activity.
AUGACUAUUGCCGAUCCCAUCGAUGUGCUCUUUUCUGACCUGGAGCGUCAAUUUGUAUUGACAAGGGACGCAUUGGCUUCCAUUGUCCAUGGCUUCAUCAAGGAGCUCAACACGGGUCUCACCACGCCUUCAACCAAGCUGGCUACCAUGAUCCCGUCGUUUGUUACAAAACUGCCCACAGGCAAUGAGACAGGCACCUUCUUGUCGCUGGACAUGGGAGGCACUAAUUUGCGCAUCUCUGCUGUCGGGCUCAAGGGACACGGCCAAGUGGAGGUCCUGGAGCUGAAGCGUGUUGCAUCCAAGGAGCUCAAGACGGGGCAGGGUGAUAUCUUUUUUGAUUGGAUUGCUGAUACAAUGGAUGAAUUGGUACAUAUCAAGGCAAGACAUUUGUUUAGUCGUGAUCAGUUGGAAGGAAAAGAGAGCCUGGCGCUGGGCAUUUGCUGGAGUUUCCCUGUUCAUCAAGUUACCGUGAAUCGCGGCACAAUCUUGAGAAUGGGUAAAGGCUUCACAUUGACAAACACAGAGGGAAGAGACUUGUCAGACAUGUUACAUGAGGCAUUUGAACGCAAGGGCUUGAAUGUCAAGGUAAGCGCCAUUCUGAACGAUGCUGUUGGCACACUGGUUGCAGCUGCCUACGCCAACCCAAGGUCUCGCAUUGGGUUUAUCUUUGCCACGGGUGUUAAUGCAUCCUACCCCGAAAAAGUGUCUGCCAUGAAGGCCAAACUGGAGCCAGACUACUACAGCAGCCAAGACACUGAUGCAACAAUGCUGCUCAACACUGAGAUCGACAUCUUUGGUAGUGAGUCGUAUCUCCCCUUGACGUCGUAUGACAAGGCCUUGGAUGCCGCUCACAAUCAACCCAAGUUUCAACUGUACGAAAAGAUGAUGUCGGGUGCCUACAUGGGAGAGUUGGUCAGACUGAUUGCUUUGGACUUUAUCAAGGCGGGAGAACUGUUUGAUGGUAUUGUGCCUGAAGGAUUUGAUGAGCCCUACAGUUUCCCAACCAUGUAUAUGAGUGCUCUAGAGAGUGAUAACACAGUAAGCAAGAAGGAAAGCUUCAAAUUGCUCAGCAAGUUCCACUCUGUGCAAGCACCCACCUACCAAGACAUCAAUAUUUUGACUCGCAUCUGUAAGAUUGUAGCUCUCCGUAGUGCUGCUUUGGUUUGUGCCGCCAUUGCUGCCAUGAUUCAGCAACAAGGACUCGACAGGCUUCAGGAUGGCCAUGAUAUUAUCAUUGGUAUCAAUGGGUCCACUUAUGAAUUCUACCCUUACAUGGCUGAACGCGUGCACCGCUCAUUGCGUAGCUGGUUUGGCACAGAGGUAUCUGACAAGAUUAGAAUGGAGAUCGCCAAAGACGGCGGAAGUAUUGGUGGUGCUUUGAUUGCCAUGUUGUGCAAUCAAGAGCAGUAG